Symbiodinium necroappetens is the source of this 1053-nucleotide messenger RNA. The record is from the annotation of a GenBank genome assembly. NCBI's taxonomy places the organism in Eukaryota, Dinophyceae, Suessiales, Symbiodiniaceae.
AUGCGGCUGAUCGUCGAUGAUGUGCAUAUGGCAUCGGGACAUUUGCAAGAACACUUUCGGCAGGCCGGGAGUGCGCAAGAUUUUUACUUUCCCCAAAGAGAACCGAAAGCUGCAGCCACUUUGUCUCCGGGUCAUCCUCCUGCUUCUCUGGGCAUCUUCGGGCUGAGCCAUGAAGAGCUGCUGCAGUCGGAGUGGGUCGAGAACGAUACCCAUAGGCUCCAUAGUAGUUCCUUUUUGUGGUUUGUAUUCAGGACGACCGGGUGCCCUGUGUUCAGCAAGCAGCUGACGGGCCGCAUGCAGGAGCGCGUCUCGAAAGUCAUCGUGAUCGAGGAUUGCCAGGUGAUCGGUGUAGAGUCCCUUUUGGCUGCCAGUGACAAAUAUCAGAUCAAGAGGCUUCGGUUGUGGUGUCCAGCGAAGUUCUCCGAAGAAAUCAACGCUUCGCAGGUCUGUGACAUUCUCAGUUCCGACAUGCACGCGCUCUUGGAGGAAGGCAAUUGCAGCGACGUGCAGUUCAUGGUGCAGGAGGAGGUGAUCCACGUCAUCGUCAUCGAGGAUUGCGAAUUCGUCACCUUCAAGGCCUUCCUGCAGUUUCUGUACACGGACGAACUGUCUGACGCCCAGAACCUCUAUCCGCAGGGGACCUCAAACGAGUCCGACAGCGAGAGCGGCAGCCCUCAGCUGUCGAGGAUUCAAGCACUGUUGGCCGUGAGUCACAAGUAUCAAGUGAAACGGCUGCAGCCUUGGUGCGAGGUGCAGCUUUCAGAACAAGUCGAGCAAUCACAGGUUUGUGGCAUGCUGUGUCAAGCACAUCUUCUUCAGGCGAGACAGCUUGAGAAGGUGUGUCUCUCCUUCAUCAAAGAAUUUGCUGCUCUUGUGUCCCUUUCAAGCCAUCCAUCUUGUAUGGCUCGAAAAGGACACAAGAGCAGCAUAUCCAGCAAGCUACCGAGGAAGGCAGCGGUUCGCUGUGCUGAGAUACGAAGUACUGUUGAUGAUAUUGAUCCAGCACUAUUCCUUAUUAUGGGUAAUGCAUGUUUUAUAUCAUCAACCGUAUGA